Emiliania huxleyi CCMP1516 is the source of this 1074-nucleotide messenger RNA. RefSeq lists its product as hypothetical. Lineage: Eukaryota; Haptophyta; Isochrysidales; Noelaerhabdaceae. The record is from RefSeq and is a predicted model, not a curated record. Gene Ontology annotation, biological process: glutathione metabolic process. The transcript has 2 exons. The coding region runs from base 38 to 733 and encodes 231 amino acids. Gene Ontology annotation, molecular function: glutathione transferase activity.
AGUGGCUCCAAGAGCGUGCGUGUGCCUCUUCGCCAGCAUGGAGUCGCUCAAGUGGUUGUGGGUCCUUCUUGCAGCGCGCGUUGCUGCAGAGGCUCCGAAGCUAACCUACUUCAACGUCGCGGGCCGCGCCGAAUUGGCGCGCCUGUAUGCGGCAGUCGGAAAUCUGACAAUCGUCGACAGCACCGACACAUCAGGGUACAAGACAAAGACGCCGAGUGGAUACGUCCCGGUGAUUGCACACGCCGGUCUCUUCCCAUCGUGUGCCUUUGAAUACGGCUGCUUGCAGGAGUCGCUCGCGAUCGAGCGGUACGUGCGUGACAUCGCACCGGGCUUUCUCGCGCUGUCGCCGCAGCAACGUGCGGUGGAUGACAUGUUUGCGCAGAUCAAGGAGGAUAUCCUGCAGGGCGUCGAGGACCGAGGAGCUAUUAGGCCGCCAGCGGCUAUCAACGCGACCUUCGCCCAGUACUUGCGCGUGCUCGAGCUCUUCGUGCCCGAGAGUGGCUUCGUCCACGGCCGCACCUUCCCAACGGGCGCCGACCUGGCGGUAUUGGUCGCUUUGCGAGCAGGUUUCCCCUUUGCGCAAGCACUCGAGGCUGCACACUUCGACGUGGCGACACGAUACCCAAAGGUACACGCCCUGGCGGCGCGGACAGCCGCCGCGCCAACAGUGGCAGCCUACCUUAGCAAGAGCAAGACCUUCUAUGCGCGCCAUUCGUCCGGCAGUGUGCUAUGAGCGCGCGAACGGGAAUUUCUCCGAUGAGGCGGGGACAGCAUACUCUCUCUCCGGACGCGGCCUUGUUUCCUAGGUGCGUGACGCCGGCUCGUUGCAACGGCUUCUGUGUGGCCUGCCGCCGAUGCGCCCGGUCGAGGCGGCGCCCGCGACGUCGUCCAGUGCCCACCCAUCCUCCCCCGCUAUGACGCUCUGGGUCUUGACACGGUGCGCGGCGUAUGGUAGCGCCCGUGUGCGAGGUCGGUGGAAAAUACGCUCAUCUCUCCGGGCGGUCUUGUCGCUGAGUGCUGCGCGCAGUCGCGCCGUCCGAAUUGCUGAUGGGAGCUGAUGGGACACUGCCACGU